Messenger RNA from Cyprinodon tularosa, 1913 nucleotides. RefSeq names its product monoamine oxidase (gene maoa). NCBI's taxonomy places the organism in Eukaryota, Metazoa, Chordata, Actinopteri, Cyprinodontiformes, Cyprinodontidae. The record is from RefSeq and is a predicted model, not a curated record. The coding region runs from base 1 to 1668 and encodes 555 amino acids. Gene Ontology annotation, molecular function: oxidoreductase activity. The transcript is spliced from 15 exons.
AUGUGGGCGGAGCUCGGUGGGCGUGGUCUGUUUAAUACAGAUGCGCUCCUCGCGCGCCCUGCGUUCAGCGGCCAGCGGAGCGGACGGACGGACGGAAGCAUGACCAGCAGCAGCUGCGAUGUGGUGGUGGUGGGAGCGGGGAUCUCAGGGCUGAGUGCUGCCAAGCUGCUAAAGGCCAGCGGGCUGAAUCCUGUGGUUCUGGAGGCCAGGGAUCGAGUCGGUGGUCGCACCUUCACUGUGCGGAACAAGGAGACCAAGUGGGUGGAUCUGGGCGGGGCCUAUGUCGGGCCCACCCAGAACCGGAUCCUGCGCCUGGCUAAGGAGUACGGCAUUAAGACCUACAAGGUCAACGAGCAGGAGCACCUUGUCCAUUACGUCAAUGGAAAGUCUUACCCGUUCAAAGGUUCCUUCCCUCCCAUGUGGAACCCCAUCGUCUACAUGGACUUUAAUAACCUCUUCAGGACCAUGGACCAGAUGGGCAUGGAGAUCCCCAGAGAGGCGCCAUGGAGAGCGCCUCACGCCGUGGAGUGGGACAACAUGACCAUGCAGCAGCUGUUCGACAAAAUCUGCUGGACCAGCGCUGUUCGCCGCUUUGCCACCCUGUUUGUCAACGUGAACGUGACGUCUGAACCCCAUGAGGUCUCAGCCCUCUGGUUCCUGUGGUACGUGAAGCAGUGCGGAGGAACCAUGAGGAUCUUCUCCACCACCAACGGGGGGCAGGAGAGGAAGUUUGCAGGCGGCUCGGGUCAGAUCAGCGAGUGCAUGGCCAAAGAGCUCGGUGAAAGAGUGAAGCUGCAGUCACCGGUCUACAGGAUCGACCAGAGCGGAGACAUGGUGGAGGUGGAGACGUUGAACAAGGAGACCUACACGGCCAGAUACGUCAUCGUGGCCACUCCCCCCGGGCUGAUCCUUAAGAUGCACUUUAACCCGGAGCUGCCCCCCCUCAGGAACCAGCUGAUCUACAGGGUCCCCAUGGGCUCCGUCAUCAAAUGCAUGGUCUACUACAAGGAGAACUUCUGGAGGAAAAAGGGUUACUGCGGUACCAUGGUGAUCGAGGAGGAGGGGGCUCCUAUCGGCCUGACUCUGGACGACACUAAGCCUGAUGGGACGGUUCCUGCUAUCAUGGGAUUCAUCCUGGCCCGGAAGUGCAGGAAGCUGGCAGGUCUGACCAAAGAGGAGAGGCUGAAGAGGAUCUGUGAGGUCUACUCCAGAGUUCUGGGCUCCCAGGAGGCUCUCCAUCCGGUGCACUACGAGGAGAAGAACUGGUGUGAGGAGGAGUACUCCGGAGGCUGCUACACGGCUUAUUUCCCUCCUGGAACCCUGACCCAGUUUGGCCGGGUUCUGAGGGAGCCUGUCGGCAGGCUGUACUUUGCAGGAACGGAGACGGCGUCAGAGUGGAGCGGCUACAUGGAGGGGGCGGUGCAGGCUGGGGAGCGGGCAGCCAGAGAGGUCUUGUGUGCAAUGGGUAAAAUCCACCAGAGUCAGAUCCACCAGCCGGAGCCGGAGAGCCAGGAAGUUCCUGCUCUGCCGUUCGUCACCAGUUUCUGGGAGAGGAAUUUGCCGUCGGUCGGCGGUUUCCUAAAGUUGGUGGGCGUCUCCACCGUGCUGUCUGCUGCUGCUGCGGCAGGCCUGGUGGCCUACAAGAAGGGCCUCCUCCCCAGGAGUUAAACUACCUACACCAGCCUCCUCCCUGGUCUGCAACUCAAAGGGUCACACCUCCAUAGAAACCUCUGCUGUGUCUUUAUCUGUGUUCUUUGUUUGGGGGGGUCUGAAAGAUGGACUCUUCAAACCUGCAGAAACCGUGAUCCACCUGUGGGUCUGUAGUCUUAGGGAUGAGAAGGUCUGACUGUUAAUCAGCACUUCAUCUGUAAACCACAUAAUUAAACAAAUGAAGGAAAAAACUAUCUGAAAUC